Messenger RNA from Mucor velutinosus, 1323 nucleotides. RefSeq names its product high-affinity iron permease. Lineage: Eukaryota; Fungi; Mucoromycota; Mucoromycetes; Mucorales; Mucoraceae. The record is from RefSeq and is a predicted model, not a curated record. The transcript is spliced from 2 exons. The coding region runs from base 1 to 1323 and encodes 440 amino acids.
AUGACUUUAGGUCAAUCGUCUUCCAACCCUAAUUCACCUCAAAAGUCGCCGGAUUCGAGUGCUUUUCAGUGGCCUCCAGUAGCAGCUCCAUCUUCUUCCAGCAGUGAUAUAUCAGUCAAGGAAAUCAUUGACAAAUACCAUCCUAACAACAACGAAUUGCUCAAACAUGCUCUGAUUGCUAAAUCUGAAGAGGACAAGAGAUUAACGGCUCAGGACGUUUUGAAAACGGAACAAGCAAGACUCUAUCUACGUCAAAUGGAUAUUGAAUUGAUCAAGGAGCAAUCCAAAUUGGCUGCUAGACAACUGCCAUUGCACCCUGUCUACGCUUCUCCACAACAACAACAGCAACAACAACAGCAACAGCCUUAUGCUUAUUAUGGUCUUGCUCCUGUGCAACAACAGGUAUUGGCGCGUAUCACCGGUGGUUCAUCAGCAACACCAUCAAAACAUCACCACCAACCACCUCACACUAGUAUACCACAUUCUCAGCAACAACAGCAACAACAGCAACAACCCUAUUAUCAACAGCCAUCUUCAAAGGAAUACGGUUACUACAAUCAGCCUCCACCGUCUCCUGGUGUGUAUCCCCAUUCUGCUCAUCCGCUUUGUCCUCCUGAUAAUAGAUUAAACCCUUCUGUUCUUCCAGCACCACGUCAUUAUCAAUCUCAAUCUCACCUUUUACCUACACCUUCCUCUCAACAGCCUACGACGCCCAUCUCGCCUGGUGGAGGAGGUAAUACAAAUGACGAUUUCAAAUCAAGAAAAAGAAGCCAUGCUUCCAUUUUGCAUGAGGAGGACAAGCUAUCUCAUAAUAAAGUGAUGGAAGCCUUGAAAGCAAAGAUACAAAGAGGAAGUGGCUCACCACUCGCCACGACGGCUCCUAGCUCGGCUUUUCGUCCACAUGGAGACAAGAGACAGCGCACCCUGCCGAAACCUAAUACGACAACAUCAUCAGAGGUGCCACCGAUUUUGACACAUCCUCCUCAGCACCACCAUCAUCACCACACCCCUCCUCCUUCCACACCGUCUCCUCGCUCUGCAAAGCCUAUUCUUCCGCCUAUAGAUACCAAUGUAGGUCGUAUGCCUACAAAGAAUUUGCCCUCUCAUCCACCGCCUCCUUUGUCGCCUAUGAAGACCUCUAGCCCACCACAUGCCGCUAUAUCCUCUAUUCGCUCAAGUCAUGCAUAUAACAAAGACGCCAACCCAAACCAUCAUCCGCAUAACAGCUCUCCUUGCUCUUCCUCGUCUACUACUUCUCCUACCCAUACUGCUAAUACUAAUACUUCAACAACAUUGCCCUCCAUUUCUGACCAUCAAAAAUAA